UCUCUCUCUCUGUCAGGUGGGUGGGCGGGACCUGACCCACCUUAGCAAACGAGAUGCCCUGCGCAUCUUGGCCACGUACGAGCAGCCAAUCACGCUGCAGAUCCGGGGAGGCCACUGGGGGGAAUGUCAGCAGGACUGUGGCACGCAGACGGAGCACUGGGAGCUCCGCCCCCCCGGAGCUCAGCUCCUCCCCCCCGGAGCCCAGCUCCUCCCCCUGCCGCUCAGGAGUCUGGGAGGAACCGUGCCCCGAGCCAGCGCUGCCUACCAGGACAGACCCUGCUGCACCCACAUGAGCCUGCCCAGAGACCACAGAGACAGAUACGACUUCCUUCCCAGAGUCCCCCACCACAUCCAAGAUAUGGAGCCUGUCGGUUACCAGGACCCAGAGCUGUCGAACCGUGUGCCCAAAGGACAAAGUUGUCUGAUUGGCUGCUGCAACGCCAACCUGGAGGAACCCAGCAGUUUCCACAGCCAGACGGAGGAUGAGGAUCUGAUGCUCGACAAGGCCCUGGGCUACCUGCCCCUGCACCACGAGCUGGACAGCGGCCUGGGCUGGACCGACGGCAGCCUCCACCAGGGGGAGCUCUCAGGGCUGGACACGGAGGAGGGGGGGCUGGAGGAGGGCCUGCGGGGGGGUGCGCCGGGGCCCCGGGGCGGGGGCUCGUCCGAGUCCUUCAUCUCCUCGGAGCUGAGCGACUCUGGCUUCUACAGCGUGAGCACCGGAGAGUUCCGCCGCUUCCAGAGGAUGCUGGAGACACGCAUGCGGCUGUACAACGCCCGCCUGCACGCCCCGGAGCCCUGCGACAGAAGAGAGCGUAGGGACAGCUGCCAGAAGAACCACAGAGAGCUGCUGGAGGCCAUCCCUGAGACCCUGACUCACCAGCCCCAGCCCCAGCCCCAGCUCCAGUUCCAGUGUGCCCCCCUGGGGAUGGGAGGCCUCACAGCCUUGGGGCCCCCUCCACCUCGCGGACUCUUCAGGGUAUCUUCAGUCCAGUUCCGCAAGGCCGAGCGUCCGUGUCUGAACAGACACAGCUCCAGCAGCGGCUCCCUCUUCACCCCGUCUCUGGCCCCCCUGGCCCUCCCGGGAGCCCCUGGCCCCGUCCUCUCCACUUGCAGUACCCCCUCCGGCCACCGGAGGCCCUCCGUGCCCACGGUGCAGCAUGCCGGCUCCGUGUCGAUGGGUGCGCUGAGGAGGAGCCGGACCCUCCACCACCGGCCGCCACCCCAGGAAUACCGGCGACGCGCCAGCCACCCAGCCUCUCCCUCCUACGCCACGCUGCACCACUGCGGAGGGGUGGCAGCGCCACCUAGAGGCCUAGAGAUGGGCCUGUUAGAGCAGCCAGGCCUCCAGCCCCCAGCCGGCCUGGCCCUUUCCCCCCAGCUGCAUGCCCCCGUGCUGGGGGAGCACCGGGGAGCACCGGGGGUGCCCCUGCCCUGCGGUCCCUGCUACAACAACAACGCUAACCAGCUGGCACACAGCCGGCGGGUGCAGCACGAGAGGAGCUUUCUGAUGGAGCUGCCUGCCAGGGAACGAGAGCGAGAAUGGGAACGAGAACGAGAGAGGGAACGAGAAGGACAGCGGGAGCGUGAGAGGGAGAAGGAGCGGGAGAGAGACGCUCGCUUCCGUUCCCUGGGCCCUAACCCUACCCACCCUCCCCAGCAAGGAGACAUCCACGAGACGUGGCCCAAGCCGGCAAGCCGCCAGUCCCAGGGCUCUGGGGGCGGCAGGGGCCUCUACAGCACCCUGGAGGGCCACGUGGGCACCGGGACCGGGCCACUCGGCGCUCCUGCCUCCAGGAGCGGUCCCCAGAGCCAGAGCCUCAACACCGCUCCCACCCCACGCCUCUCCAGGAACCAGAUGCUGAGGGAGCGGGCCCUGCGGCUGGCGGACGAGCGCAGCGGAAUGAGCACGGACGAGGAGAGCCACGGGGACAUGCUCCGGGGCCGCUACUGGAGCCGCACAGAGAGGAGGGAGCACCUCCUAUUGGCCCGCGAGCAGCGACAUCAGCAGCAGCAAGCCCGCGGGGGUGGGGCUGGAAAAGAGGGCGGGGUCGGCAUGAGGGGCGGGGCUACACGAGAGGGCCUUGUCUCCGAGGCGGUGGAGGGCGGGACCCAGGAGGGAGGUGGGGAAAGGGGCGGAGCUUUGGGAGAUGGGCGGAGCAACACAGUCCUGGAGCUCAGCCACAGGAAGUUGAGUCGCAUGCGGAACAGGAAGGUGCUCGAUGAUUGGACGACGGUGGAGGAGCUGCUGACUCAUGGAACAAGGAUGGGGAGUGGAGAGAUCCUCUGUCCCGGCUCGCUGCUCACUGUUACCACUGUGUGA
This is a messenger RNA of Osmerus eperlanus (European smelt), 2323 nucleotides long. RefSeq names its product SH3 and multiple ankyrin repeat domains protein 1-like. NCBI's taxonomy places the organism in Eukaryota, Metazoa, Chordata, Actinopteri, Osmeriformes, Osmeridae. The transcript has 6 exons. The record is from RefSeq and is a predicted model, not a curated record. Bases 290 to 2323 code for a protein of 677 amino acids.